GUCAGACGGCGUGGUGACGUAAGCGUCGUGACGUUUCUGGGUGAUUCCCGUCUAUAGCGUUAAGCACAGGCAACAGGAGAGCACAAGACGGCUUCUAAACAUGGCUCUGAAUCGAAAUCACACGCACAACGGCAACGUUUUGAUAAAUAACGGAGAAAGUGUUUUAAGGGAGUGCAAGAAUGUGGAGCUGUCAUUCAGUGAUGUCACCUGCAAGACAGAUCUGCUGAAGGGGACCAAGAAGGGCACGGUGUACCUCACACCAUACAGGUUGGUGUUUGUGUCCGGUAACACCAAGGACUGCUUGGGUUCAGCCAUGUUUCCCUAUUACCUGAUGAAGGGCUGCAGUAUUGAGCAGCCAGUCUUUGCAGCCAACUACAUUAAAGGGACCGUGUCUGCUGAGCCUGGUGGUGGCUGGGAGGGUCAGGCGCAUUUCAAGAUGUCAUUCCCCAGCGGAGGAGCCAUAGAGUUGGGACAACACCUCUUCAAACUGGCCACAAAUGCUUCUCGUGCUGCUCCGGCGCAGAAUGGUGCUGCUGCUUACGGUUACCCUUCACCUGGCAUGAUGAAUGGCUACGGCCCACCUCCACCUGCUUCUCAAGGCUAUCCUUACCCACCACCACCACCGCAGCAGCAAAAUGGCUUCUACCAGGGGCCUCCCCCUGCUGCUGCUGGCAACAUGGCCUACCCCUAUCCGCCAGCUGCUGCAGGAAUGUACCCAUCUGGUUUCGACUACAUGGCCCCUCCUCCCCCGUACCCUGGGCCGCCACAAAACUGGGCUGCACCCCCCCAGAACUGGACAGCACCACCACCACCUCCAGGUAACUCGAAGGCGGCUGAAGCAGCAGGCAGCGCAUAUUACAAUCCCAGCAAUCCCCACAAUGUCUACAUGCCCAUGGAGCGGCCUCCACCAUACGCACCUUCUUCAGAUUAUCCUGACAAGAAAAACAACUGAGACUCAGGCACCUUCACUUCAGUGACACUCCUUUCUUGCAUCCUCUGUAUCCUAAAUAAAUUCUAAAGUGAAGUUUU
Messenger RNA from Archocentrus centrarchus (flier cichlid), 1029 nucleotides. It is a transcript of the gene wbp2nl, whose product is annotated as WBP2 N-terminal like. The transcript is spliced from 8 exons. Gene Ontology annotation, biological process: positive regulation of DNA-templated transcription. Gene Ontology annotation, cellular component: nucleus. The record is from RefSeq and is a predicted model, not a curated record. NCBI's taxonomy places the organism in Eukaryota, Metazoa, Chordata, Actinopteri, Cichliformes, Cichlidae. Gene Ontology annotation, molecular function: transcription coactivator activity; chromatin DNA binding. Bases 101 to 952 code for a protein of 283 amino acids.